AAUCAACCAUGAUCGGAGGAGGAAUCGGAAUCAGCUUCCGCAACGAAUUCUUCAACCCACAAACCCCAGUGAACAUCCCAGUGCAAGGAUUCUCCAACGGUGCUCGCCUCCGUCUCGUUCUUCUCCCAACAUCCGCCGAUUCUCGUUUCCACAUCAAUCUUCGCACUCCAGACGACAUUGUUCUUCACUUCAACGCUAGAUUCGAUGAGGGAGCUGUUGUGAACAACUCGACCAGCGGAGGAGGUUGGCAAUCCGAGGAUCGUCACGCCAAUCCAUUCCAGCAGAACAAGAUCUACACUCUGGAGUUUGUGUCCAACGGUGGAAUUAUCUCGAUCUUCGUCAACGGAGCCCACUUCGCUGACUUUGUCGAGCGUACUCCAUCCCACGGAGUCCAUCUCAUUGAGAUCGAGGGAGGAGUUCAUGUUCAUUCCGCCCAUGUUUCUCACUAAUUUAUUUAAUUUUUGGUUUAAAAUACUCUUUCUUUAUGAUACAUUUUGAAUUUUUGUGCAAAUUUCAUAUCAAUAAACCUUGGUUUUGAAU
Messenger RNA from Caenorhabditis elegans, 540 nucleotides. RefSeq names its product Galectin (gene lec-6). Lineage: Eukaryota; Metazoa; Nematoda; Chromadorea; Rhabditida; Rhabditidae. The transcript has 2 exons. The record is from RefSeq and is marked reviewed. The coding region runs from base 9 to 449 and encodes 146 amino acids. Gene Ontology annotation, molecular function: carbohydrate binding.